AUGAACCCUCCUUCGGGGCCCGGAGCCCAGGAGCCCAGUUCUGUGGCCACCCCAGCCUCACCCAGCAGGUGGGACAGCUCCUGGAGCAGCACGUCCAGCAUGGGCCAAGCUCUGCCCAGCAGUCCCACGCCCAUGCUGUCAGGCUCUAGAGCCGUCUGGCUGGUGCUUGCUGGGCAGCAGCGGGAUGGGACCAGAGGCCUCAGGACACCCUCCAACAUGUUCAUUAUCAACCUCGCAGUCAGCGACUUUUUCAUGUCCUUCACCCAGGCCCCCGUCUUCUUCGCCAGCAGCCUCUAUAAGCGGUGGCUCUUUGGGGAGGCAGGCUGUGAGUUCUAUGCCUUCUGUGGGGCUGUCUUCGGCAUCACCUCCAUGAUUACCCUAACGGCCAUCGCUCUGGACCGCUACCUGGUGAUCAUGCACCCACUGGCCACCAUCGGGGUGGUGUCCAAGAGGCGGGCAGCGCUUGUCCUGGUGGGCGUCUGGCUCUAUGCCCUGGCCUGGAGUCUGCCACCCUUCUUUGGCUGGAGCGCCUACGUACCCGAGGGGCUGCUGACCUCCUGCUCCUGGGACUACAUGAGCUUCACACCUUCGGUCCGAGCCUACACCAUGCUGCUCUUCUGCUUCGUGUUCUUCCUCCCCCUGCUGGUCAUCAUCUACUGCUACAUCUUCAUCUUCAGGGCCAUCCGGGAGACAGGCCAGGCUCUCCAGACUUUCAGGGCCUGCGAGGGCGGUGUUAGGUCCCCCCGACAACGGCAGCGGCUACAGAGAGAGUGGAAAAUGGCCAAGAUUGAGCUGCUGGUCAUCCUUCUCUUCGUGCUCUCCUGGGCCCCCUACUCCGCUGUGGCCCUGACGGCCUUUGCUGGGUACGCGCAUGUCCUGACACCCUACAUGAACACCGUGCCUGCUGUCAUCGCCAAGGCCUCUGCCAUCCACAACCCCAUCAUUUAUGCCAUCACCCACCCCAAGUACAGAAUGGCCAUUGCCCAGCACCUGCCCUGCCUGCGGGUGCUGCUGGGCGUGUCAGGCCAGCACAGCGGCCCCUACACCAGCUACCGCUCCACCCACCGCUCCACACUGAGCAGCCAGGCCUCGGACCUCAGCUGGAUCUCUGGACAGAGGCGCCAGGCGUCCCUGGGCUCGGAGAGCGAGGUGGGCUGGAUGGACACAGAGGCAGCAGCUGUGUGGGGGGCUGCCCAGCAAGUAAGCGGCCGCUUCCCCUGCAGUCAGGGCCUGGAGGACAUGGAAGCCAAGGCCCCUCUCAGGCCGCAGGAGCAGGAAGCAGAGCCUCCUGGGAAGACCAAGGGGCUGCUCCCCAGCCUGGACCCCAGGAUGUAG
Molecule: messenger RNA, 1335 nt
Organism: Leptonychotes weddellii (Weddell seal)
Lineage: Eukaryota; Metazoa; Chordata; Mammalia; Carnivora; Phocidae
Source: RefSeq, a predicted model, not a curated record